Molecule: messenger RNA, 717 nt
Organism: Apaloderma vittatum (bar-tailed trogon)
Lineage: Eukaryota; Metazoa; Chordata; Aves; Trogoniformes; Trogonidae
Product: medium-chain specific acyl-CoA dehydrogenase, mitochondrial-like
Biological process (GO): fatty acid beta-oxidation; medium-chain fatty acid catabolic process
Cellular component (GO): mitochondrion
Molecular function (GO): flavin adenine dinucleotide binding; medium-chain fatty acyl-CoA dehydrogenase activity
Source: RefSeq, a predicted model, not a curated record
CAGCAAAUGCAUCAGACUGUUGCAGGGCAUGGAUGGAGGUCGCAUGCUAGUACACCUGCUCAAAAUUUACAUCUAGGCAGACAUGGAGCUGGCUUUAGCUUUGAACUUAUUGAUUAACCGAGAGAGUUUCAAGCUACUGCUCAUAAGUUUGCUGUGGAAGAAAUUAUUCCUGUCGCUGCACAAUAUGACAAAACUGGAGAGUAUCCUCUUCCACUUAUAACACAGGCUUGGGAACUUGGUCUUAUGAAUUCACACAUACCAGAAAGCUGUGGUAAUGGUUUUGGCCUUGGCACUUUUGAAGUGUACCUUAUUACGGAGGAGUUAGCUUAUGGAUGUACAGGGGCUCAAACUGCCAUUGAAGCAAAUUCCCUAGGGCUAAGUUCUAAAAUGCCAGUGAUUAUUGCAGGAAAUGAGCAUGAGCAGAAGAAAUACUUAGGAAGAAUGACAGAGGAACCAAUGAUGUGUGCUUACUCUGUAACAGAGCCCGAAGCAGGCUCUGAUGUGGCUGGUGUAAAAACAAAGGAAAAGAAAGGAGAUGAAAUUGUUAUUAAUCGUCUGAAGAUGUGGAUCUUAAAUGGUGGGAAAGCAAACUGGUGUAUGUUUUUGCUAGCUUGUACCAGUCCAGACCCAAAAGCUCCUGCAAGCAAAGCCUUCACUGGCUUCUCUGUGGAAGAAGAUAGGUCCAGACUGGAAGAAAGGGGAAGGCUAUUUCUCUGA